This is a messenger RNA of Wallemia ichthyophaga EXF-994, 804 nucleotides long. RefSeq lists its product as uncharacterized. Lineage: Eukaryota; Fungi; Basidiomycota; Wallemiomycetes; Wallemiales; Wallemiaceae. The record is from RefSeq and is a predicted model, not a curated record. Gene Ontology annotation, biological process: mitochondrial electron transport, ubiquinol to cytochrome c. Gene Ontology annotation, molecular function: 2 iron, 2 sulfur cluster binding; quinol-cytochrome-c reductase activity. Gene Ontology annotation, cellular component: membrane. The transcript is spliced from 3 exons. Bases 1 to 804 code for a protein of 267 amino acids.
AUGUCAUUAUUUCGUUUAGCCAAUAGAGGUCAAUUCACCGCUGCAGCGACUUCUACUACUAAAGCUAAUGGCGUCCCUGCCGCUGUUCAGGGCUUGAACUUUGCCCAGACUUACGGAAACGCUGAGCACCACCACCACAGCGGCAGAGCGGAUAGUCCAGCUAAGUUUGCCAUGGUGAACGGUUACGCGUCUACUAAGACUGUUUUUAAUUCACCAACACCUACCCGUAACUUCUCCACUUCCUCAAAAGCCUUAGAAACUACCCAAGUCCCUGAUUUCUCCCCUUACAAAAGCAAAAGCUCAGGCAACAACAAAGCUUUCUCAUAUUUGAUGGUCGGCUCAAUGGGUCUUUUAGCCUCAGCUGGCGCAAAGGCAACCGUCACUGACAUCCUCUCCAACCUCUCUGCCUCGGCUGACGUCCUUGCCCUCGCAAAAGCUGAAGUCGAUAUAUCGUCCAUCCCAGAAGGCAAGAACGCCACCAUCAAGUGGCGUGGUAAGCCUGUCUUCAUCAGACACAGAACACAAAGCGAGAUCCAAGAAGCUGACUCUGUCGCCAUGAGCGAGUUGAGAGACCCACAGAACGAUGCUGAUAGAUUCGAGACUCGCGAGUGGCUGGUCAUGUUGGGUGUCUGCACUCACUUGGGUUGUGUCCCUAUUGGCGAAGCUGGUGACUUUGGCGGUUGGUACUGCCCUUGUCACGGUAGCCAUUACGAUAUCUCGGGUCGCGCUAGAAAAGGUCCCGCUCCUACUAACCUUGAGGUCCCUGUCUACUCCCUUGAUGACGGCAAGUUGACCAUCGGUUAA